CCACUUCCAGGUACGAUGUAUAGUGUGUCGAUUAGUUUUCUGCUGCGCCGAUUGUCGAUGGAGGCAUGAGAAAGUAGCUCACAACCUCACGUACGACUGCCCCAUCUGUCGAGGGUACCAGUUCCUCUGCAAACCUCAACAACUUAAUCAAGAUUUCAUAGAACACUUAACUAAAGAACACACUCCAUUACAUUGUAAAAAGUGCAACAAAAUGUUCAAUAAUAUGGAAGAUUUCUUAAACAUAGACAAGUGUACAAGCAUAUCCGAGCUAGUUGGACAAGAAAACGAAGCAGGGAGUUCACAAAUGGAAAAACUAGAUGAAAAAUUCGAUUCAAUUUAUGAGAAAGUUAAUAAAUAUGGGGAAAACAUCGAAGGGAUAAUAGCAGUUAAUAAGAAUACCAAGACAGCUGUAAUAACACCAAUAGUUAGAAAGAAAAAUAUAGUCGAUUAUGAAUCUAGUGGCAGUGAAGAUGAAGAUAAAAUUGGAAUAAUGACUCCUCAUCCGACAAUUGUUUCCAAGACUCCAAAACUGAGAAGGCAAAGAACAGCUACUCCUCACACAAAAAAGCUAUUAACUAUGAUGAAGCAGAAGGUUGUGGAAGAAUAUGAGGAGACUAUUGGUGAUGAAUAUGAUGGGUCACCGGCUAAUAAACAUACGCCGGUGAGAACAGAGAAUAAUGAAGUUCCAGACCUUGAAAAGGAAAUGACGACCCCUACAUCCCACUUGCCGCACCUCAUCAAGUUAACUCAGAUAGUUACAACCAGCACGCCUACUCACGCCGCCUGUAACGGCUGGCCAUUAUUUGCUGAUCAGGGAGCUGACUCUCCACUCUCAGAGAUUGAGACCACCGAGAGUGCAGCCCAGAGCAUGAAUGAGCCAUCAAAGUCAGAUUCGGAUGCUGUCCCACCAAAGUUGAAGAGUAUCAUAGUGACUGGCAGCAAAACUCGUGUUGGGAGUCAAGAUAGUACAGAGAAACAUGUCACCUUUCAAGAUUCACACGAGGGCUCCAUGAAAACAAAGAAAGUUAAGUUCGCUGAUGACACCGUCUUCGAACAACCCAAGGUUAAACGAGUGUUCAGAAAACCAAAGAGAAUGCUAACACCUGGGCCACAGAAACCGAGAUAUUGUUACAACCCUCGCUUCCAAGCAUUAGUCAAUCGGUUUGAAAACCAAGGCAUAAUCAUGGCGAGGACUCCGAAGAUGAGGGAGAAGAAUACUAACAAUCAGGAAAACACGCCGCCUGUCGGGGAGCCUUCAACCAUGCCCGCUCGUGCCAUAAACUUUAAAGAAGACAGUCCCCAAAUCGAAUCAGAAUACUCAAAAGAAUCGAAUGAAUUAUUCAGAACAUGUAUCGAUACUCCAGAAGUAGGCAUGAACGCAAUAUCAACAUUAACAACGAACAUAGCCGGGACGCUACAAAACUGCCUUUCAUCAGUUUUAAUGAACACGGAGGAAGAAACGGAAAUUCAGUUUAAGUUUGUUAUAACGAAAAGGAAAGUUAGUGUCAAGAGGCUCGUGGAGGAAUGUGAGGGCAAGCCAAGUGAAGAGUCGGACGCAAUCGAUAAGAAUCAGGAUUCGAUUAAAGAGAACAUUUGGUCGAGCGUUGCUAAAGCAGUGAAAAAUGCGUUAUGGGGUGAGCAGACACCUAAUGUCGUUGCAACAACACCACACAGAUCCUUCUCAUUAAACUCAUCAUCUUCGUCAGCAAAACGCAAAUGUGAUGAGCUCUCUGACACUGAAAGUCCUAUGAACUACAAGAGGCACAAAUAUGAAGGAAGGAUCAGGGGCAGACCACCUUUGAGAAGCAAGACUAGUGUCGCCAGCUUAAGGAGCACCAUGUCAGCUGAACAAAAAUCAUUGUUCAAUGAUGUCACUACAAAUGUUGAUGAAAAUAUGAAUUUGAGUUUUUAA
Molecule: messenger RNA, 1912 nt
Organism: Spodoptera littoralis (African cotton leafworm)
Lineage: Eukaryota; Metazoa; Arthropoda; Insecta; Lepidoptera; Noctuidae
Source: the annotation of a GenBank genome assembly